ACGCACACUGUGCCCACACUUUGCAGCUGUCUCCAGCCCAUUUCCCCUCUUUAUAAAGCCAUCCCACAGCUUCAAAUCAGACCUCACCACCAUUGCAAUGUCGCCAACGCACUCCUUCUUCUUCUUCCUCUCUUUAACAUUCACUUGUUUUGCUGUACUUUCUGUUUCAGCAGAACAACAACAUCAAACGCAAACACUGACCACUAAACACCCUGAAUAUAUCAACCCAAAGCUUCCUCCGAAAAUCCUCAGUUCCUCUAAAAAAUUUGAAGGCUCAUCGGAUUUAGUCAACCUCCGUUACCACAUGGGCCCUGUUCUCUCUUCUCCCAUAAACAUCUACCUCAUCUGGUAUGGCAAGUGGGAAAAGUCCCAAAAACUCCUCAUCAAAGACUUUAUUAUCUCCAUCUCCUCCACCACCCCAUCAUCCAAAACCAAAACCGGCGUUAAACCUUCCCCCAAUCCCUCCGUCUCCCAGUGGUGGCAAACCGUCUCUCUUUACACCGACCAAACAAACGCCAACGUCUCCAGAAACAUUCUCAUCGCCGGCGAGUACACAGACAGCGCUUAUUCCCACGGCAACCAGCUUACGAGAUUGUCCGUACAGCAGGUGAUAGCCUCAGCGGUAAAGUCAGCGCCUUUCCCAGUUGACCACAAGAACGGAAUCUACCUGAUACUCACGGCGCCGGAAGUUACAAUGCAAGAUUUUUGCAGAGCUGUUUGCGGGUUCCAUUACUUCACGUUUCCGUCUUUGGUGGGCUACACUUUACCGUACGCCUGGAUCGGCAACUCCGCGAAGCAAUGCCCCGAAGUUUGCGCGUACCCGUUUGCAGUGCCGGGGUACAUGGGCGGAGGUGGGCAGCAAUCUUUGAAGCCACCGAACGGUGACGUCGGUGUGGACGGGAUGAUAAGUGUGAUAGCUCACGAGCUCGCUGAGCUGUCCACGAAUCCAUUGGUGAAUGCGUGGUACGCGGGGGAGGAUCCGACGGCCCCGACGGAGAUAGGAGACUUGUGUGAAGGAUUGUACGGGACAGGUGGUGGUGGAGGGUAUAUCGGUCAAGUGAUGAAAGAUGGAGAAGGAAGAACUUUCAAUAUGAAUGGGAUAAGAGGGAGAAAGUUUUUGGUUCAGUGGAUUUGGAACCCCGUGUUGAAAGCUUGCGCCGGUCCUAAUUCUCUAGAUUAAGAAAAUUAAAAAUUGAAUCUUGAUUUUUGGAGAUUUUUUUUUUUUAUGGUUUAUUGGUAUAUAAAUAUUUAGAUGCAUAAAGAGGGUAUUUUUACAAGUGUUUACUUGCUCAAUCUAUUCAUAUUCAUAAUAGACUUGAAAUUUUCACCCUAUUCAA
This is a messenger RNA of Mangifera indica (mango), 1337 nucleotides long. Its product is annotated as protein EXORDIUM-like 5. Lineage: Eukaryota; Viridiplantae; Streptophyta; Magnoliopsida; Sapindales; Anacardiaceae. The record is from RefSeq and is a predicted model, not a curated record. The transcript has a single exon. Bases 98 to 1180 code for a protein of 360 amino acids.